GUAUAUUCAGAUGAGGAAGAACUUGGAUUGGAGCCUAGACUUCAAGAUACCCCCGAAGACAUUUUCUUUGAGGCAGCAGCAAAUACCAUUGACUUUCACCCCUCCCAGGACAUCAUAGCUGUUGGAGAUGUUGAUGGGGAUGUCUAUGUAUAUUCAUACUCCUGUUUGGAAGGUGGAAACAAAGAACUUUGGUCCUCAGGUCAUCAUUUAAAAUCCUGCCGGAAAAUAUCCUUUUCACAAGACGGACAAAAGCUUUUCACAGUAUCCAAGGAUAAAUCCAUUCAUAUCCUGAAUGUGGAGGAAGGCCGUCUUGUGACACGAUUCUUCAAGGGUCACAACUCGGCUUUGAACAGCCUGUUGGUGAUAGAUGAGCAUUUGUUUGCCACAGGAGAUGACAGUGGAGAGUUGAAAGUAUGGGACCUGCGCAAGGGCACAUCCAUCAUGGAAAUGAAACAGCAUGAGGACUACAUCAGUGAUAUGAUCCUAGAUAGAAACAAGAAGCUGCUUCUCACUACCAGUGGAGAUGGAACAAUGGGAGUCUUCAACAUUAGGAGAAGGCGCUUUGAGCUUCUCUCAGAACCUCAGAAUGGAGACUUAAUGGCUAUUUCUCUGAUGAAAAGGGGAAAGAAAGUAGCCUGUGGCUCCAGCGAAGGAACAAUUUACCUCUUCAAUUGGGAUGGUUUUGGUGCCACCAGUGACCGCUUUGCCCUGAAGGCAGAAUCCAUAGACUGCAUGGUUCCCAUAACUGACAGCAUUGUGUGCACCGGUUCCACCGAUGGAAUCAUUAGGGCAGUAAAUAUCUUGCCCAAUCGAGUGAUAGGAAGUGUCGGGCAGCAUAUGGGUGAGCCUAUUGAACAGCUGGCUAAGUGUCAUACCGGCCAAUUCCUGGCCAGUUGUGGCCAUGACCAAAAAGUGAAAUUCUGGGACAUCUCUUCACUUAGUUCAGUGAUAGUGGAUGAUUAUAGAAAAAAGAAGAAAAAUAGGCAACUGAAACCUUUAAGUCGGAAAGCAUUUGGCAAUGGGGAAGAUUUCUUUGCGGACUUGAAAGAGGUGGCAGCAGACCUGGAGAAAGAGGAGAAUGAUGGACUUUCUGAGAAUGAUAGUGACUAAAAGAGGCUCACUCCCCAGAAAGCACAUUUAUAAACAGAUGGCUUGGUUGCCAUAUUUUGGAGAAACUCAACUGUGCUGUGUUCUUCAUAUUUAAACUUAUACUCUUGUGGGCAAAGCCUUGGUUGCCUAAUAAAACCAGUGGUACAGAAUUGAGCGAAGAUUACAAGAAUUUUCCUAGCUCUCCUGUAACUCAGUGAGAAAUGGAAGAACAACAUGGUUGCCACAGAAAGGGGAAAGUGUAACGUCAUCAUAUGUGGAUAGUACAUUAAGAAAGAGAUUUUAUCAGCAGAAUUUUCCCUGAAAAGGCCGAAAGGCUGGUUCCUCCAUGGAUUGAUGCUUUUAUUUUGCCACCUAAAUAUUUAGGAAUCAGACUAUUGCUCCAUAUGACCGAACAAGUGGAUUCCAUUUCAUUGCUACAGUAGUGAAACAGGGAUGUCUCUUAAAUUCAGAAGAAAACUGAACAGGUUUAAAUAAUGGAUCUGGUUUUCAUAAUGGAACCUUUUUGGGUUUUUAAAUUAUUGCUUUUCUGGGGUUUACUGAAAGAAUAAAAAGAAUAGGAUAAUUAUACACAGUUAACACACACUAAUUUAAUGUAUUUAUGUACCACCUCAUAAUUACAAACUGGAGUACAGUCAAGUUAAAAUACAAAAUAUAAAUUUUGUUCAGUC
Molecule: messenger RNA, 1778 nt
Organism: Python bivittatus (Burmese python)
Lineage: Eukaryota; Metazoa; Chordata; Lepidosauria; Squamata; Pythonidae
Source: RefSeq, a predicted model, not a curated record